Messenger RNA from Cavia porcellus (domestic guinea pig), 3937 nucleotides. It is a transcript of the gene Pafah1b2, whose product is annotated as platelet activating factor acetylhydrolase 1b catalytic subunit 2. Gene Ontology annotation, molecular function: platelet-activating factor acetyltransferase activity. Gene Ontology annotation, cellular component: cytoplasm. NCBI's taxonomy places the organism in Eukaryota, Metazoa, Chordata, Mammalia, Rodentia, Caviidae. The transcript is spliced from 6 exons. The coding region runs from base 172 to 861 and encodes 229 amino acids. The record is from RefSeq and is a predicted model, not a curated record.
CCAUUUGCCUGAGUGGCAGGGGAACCGGAAGUGGAGGAGCUGCUGCUGGUGCUGGGGCCGGAGGAGGGACGCGCUGGAGCGGGGCCGCCGGGACUGAGCGAGCGACACACGCGCCACCCGCCGACUCCGCAGCCGCUUGGGGCCCGCCUGGACCCGCUACCUGAGUGUAGAAUGAGCCAAGGAGAUUCAAACCCAGCAGCUAUUCCACAUGCAGCAGAGGAUGUUCAAGGAGAUGACAGGUGGAUGUCUCAGCACAACAGAUUUGUCUUGGAUUGUAAAGACAAAGAGCCUGAUGUACUAUUUGUGGGUGACUCCAUGGUACAGUUAAUGCAGCAGUACGAGAUAUGGCGAGAACUGUUCUCUCCACUUCAUGCACUUAAUUUUGGAAUUGGGGGAGAUACGACAAGACAUGUUUUAUGGAGACUAAAGAAUGGAGAACUGGAGAACAUUAAACCUAAGGUCAUUGUUGUCUGGGUAGGAACAAACAACCAUGAAAAUACAGCAGAAGAGGUAGCAGGUGGCAUCGAGGCCAUUGUACAACUUAUCAACACAAGACAGCCACAAGCCAAAAUCAUUGUAUUGGGUUUAUUACCUCGAGGUGAGAAGCCCAACCCUUUGAGGCAAAAGAAUGCCAAGGUGAACCAACUUCUCAAGGUUUCUCUGCCAAAGCUCACCAAUGUGCAGCUCCUGGAUACAGAUGGGGGUUUCGUGCACUCGGACGGUGCCAUCUCCUGCCACGACAUGUUUGAUUUCCUGCAUCUCACAGGAGGGGGCUAUGCAAAAAUCUGCAAACCCCUCCAUGAACUGAUCAUGCAGUUGCUGGAGGAAACCCCGGAGGAGAAGCAGACCACCAUUGCCUGACUGGCCUCGUCAGUGUUGAUAGCGUCCCAGCUUCCUCAGAUCAGUUAUGUCACUGGCACUACAGAAUCCUCUUUCUUAAGGCACUUUGCAUUGUAGGAUGUUCCUGGAUGCUCAUAUCUAGUGUUUGAAGGGGAGGAGGGAUUUAAACUGGUCGUGUAUAUAGAAGGGUUUUUGACACAGGAAAACAAUUAGCCAAGAAGAUUGUUGUUUAAAUUCAUUUGAAACCAGAAGGGGACUUUUUAGUUGUAUGUGUGACACCUUCAUUGAAUUAUCACUUUUUCCUAAAACUGCAUCAGGCCCAAGUACUUAAAAAAACAAAGAUUUUUUUCUUGGCCUUUUUCCCCCUGGAUUGUGUUAUAUAUAAUCAUUAUCAGAAUCACACCUACUUAGCUAUAUAACAAAUUCUUUUUUCUGGUUUUUAAGGUUUAUAAUUCGGCCUUUUUUAUUUUGUGUUACUUGUAUGUGUGCUCAGUAUUUUGUUAAUGUACAGCAUCAGAUUAAACGUGCUUGUCAUUCAAAUAUGGGAGAUGCUAUAGUGACACUCUUAAACUUUCCUGUGUUUAGCAGUGAGAAACAGGUUUACCCUCUCUGGGAACUCUUUGGAGGAUGUUAUUUUUAUGCUGCUGAAUAUCAUGGCUAUAAUAGAGCCGUGCUUGCAGCCUUUUCUUCCCUUUUCUCCUCCUCUGUUGUUGUUGUUUUGGGGUUGUUUGUUUGUUUGGUUUCCUUCCUUACCGAUACUACUGUGUUUUACCGUAUUUUUGACCUAGGACCUCAGUUGAUGAAAGUGUAAGUCCCCAGCCAGUUGCUCUCAUGAUGUUACUAUGCAUGACUCCUCCUAGUGGGAUCUGUGCGUGGAGUCUGUGUGGUGUUACACAUAUUAAGAGUUCUGGUGUGUUUUUCCAUUAAAGCCCAUUAACAGUUUUUAGCAUAUCUUUUUGGAAAAAAAGUCAGAACUCUGUUUCUCAUUUCAUAAUAUCUGACAUUAUUUCAGGCUUUAUAGUAUCUUAAGGUAUGUGAUUCUUUGUUUCUUUUCUUUUUUUUCCAAUUUUGGGGACACACAUACUAGGGAAGUACUCUGCCACUGAGCCUCACCCCCAGCCCUAUAUUUUAUUUUUUUAUUGGCUUAAAUCGUAUUGGUCAAAAAAGAUUCGGCUUUUUCCAUGGGGAAACAGUGAACCUGCUCUCAGAAAAGACGUUCUGUGUUUAUUCCAUCAUUUUAGUUUUUUUUUGAAGAUAGAUCCAUCUAACUUGUAAGGUUUCUUCCUAGUGUAGCUUCCCCUGAGAGUUUCUUUCAAAAGAAGUCCUUAUAAUCUUAAUGGUUUUCUUGAGCCAAAAGAACUUCCAUUUAGAAUAACAAUAUAACAAUAAAUGGCUUAUUAUUGAACUAUGAAUUCUACAAACUGGAUCUACAACAUGUUUGAACUGGACCAGCUUGGGUAUUGAAGUGACCCAUCAAGUGUGCGCUGCAGUGGUUCUGUUUAAUGUUCAAAUUCAGUAACUAAACUGUAUGCUUUACGUUCUGCUCACAAAGCAAAUGGGGAGAGAGGCUUUGUGUAUUGGAGUAAGGUUUAUGGAUUUGUUCUAAGACCCAUUUCUGAUUGGACUGUGUGUGUGUGUGUGUGUGUGUGUGUGUGUGUGUGUAGCCUCUUUCUAGGAGUUUGCUUUUGUUUUCUAGUUUUCUGAAUAUAUCAUGUCAUUAACAGAGAAUACACAUGGUGUUUACUAAACUUUUUUACUAUAUUGAAAUUUCCUUUUUAUUUUUAGUAUCCCACGUUCUUGAGUUUUUCAAAACAGAUUUUUUUUUUUUUCCAUAACUGAGGUAUAGUUUCAAGAAGGAGAGUUAAGCCAGAAUUUUGUGUGUAAAAGGACAGUCGCCUAUCCAGGUCUUUCUGUGUCUUAUCAGAAAGUAGGAGGAUGGUCCAGAAAAACCCACUAGGUUACUCCUGUAGCAUGCGCUUUAGCUUCUCUCUUGACUGCAUAUCAAAAACCCUUUGUGAGCUGUCCUACAGCUCCUUUGUUUAUGUAUAUAAACCUCAGAUGUUGCUACAUUUUAUAUCUGCCAGAGCUCUUCAAGCAAAGUGUUUGAACCACUAGUCUUUUAAAUAAAAUUCUGCCCUAUUGCCAAUGUGCAGAUACUAAGUCCACUUUCUCAUUUUUUGCCAGAUAUCUUUGCAGUGUUUUAGGCAAAAAAGGUUAAUCUGUUUUUCUUUGAAUGACAUCCCAGUUUGCUUUAACAGCAGAAUUUACCGCUAAGUCUUUGUACUUUUUAAAAAUGUAUACAUUUAAUGCACUGUCCACGAGAACUGUCCUUGUUGUCCUUGUGGAAGGGCCAACUUCCCAGGAAGCUAGCAGAGGUGCCGCCCUGUUUCUUUCCUAGCAGAUUUUAAUCCCUUUGCCCAUCCGUUCCUGCUACCGGGCACCCAGUGACCGAACUCUUGUGAUCUCUGUGGUCAUGUCUGGAAGGUGGUGGGUUGAAGGAAGAUACACUGCCAAGAGCAGUCUCAUGGGUUGUUCUGCUGCCCACAUAUUACAGACUGUGGUAGACAGUUCUGUGGCUACCACGGCUCUCUGAAAGUUGAGGACAUCUGCUUAGACCUGAAUCUUCAUUCAAAACUCUAACCCAGCAAAACAAAUCUUAAGUAGCUAAUGCCCUGUUAAGAAUUGUAAUGUUAGUUGUUUAAAAACAAAAAUUCUGACUUUUUAAUUUUUUAACCUAGUCACUGUUUACAGUUGUAUGCUAACCCUGAAUUACUGUCUGUGCUGUGGUGUAUGAACAUUAUCAAUCUUAUAUUUAUUGCAGUAAAGAAGAAACUAAAAUAUACAAAAAGGAUGAGUGUGUCCAGGCUCCUGAAGCUGUGGGUGCAUGUGGGAGCAGUGAGUGGGCACCUCCUAAAAGGAGGCCUUUUGGGGAGGUCCGCAUGCUCCCCGUGGUACUCCUCUUAGAAAAUCACUGCUGCUGGUGGACUGAACCUCCCCAAGGGGAGCUUGUGACUCUGCUUUGGCAAAGUUUCCUUGACUAGUAGAGAUCAUCUGUUUUAGUGCAUAUUUCAAUAUAAAUGUCAACAUUUCACUCAAA